Nomascus leucogenys (northern white-cheeked gibbon) is the source of this 1034-nucleotide messenger RNA. It is a transcript of the gene NDUFB6, whose product is annotated as NADH:ubiquinone oxidoreductase subunit B6. Lineage: Eukaryota; Metazoa; Chordata; Mammalia; Primates; Hylobatidae. Gene Ontology annotation, biological process: mitochondrial electron transport, NADH to ubiquinone; mitochondrial ATP synthesis coupled electron transport. The record is from RefSeq and is a predicted model, not a curated record.
GGCCACACAACUACGAGUUCUCCUUGUCGCCACCUGGUCGUAACUUGGUCGGGUAGAGCGGAGGUGGGCGGAGAGAGAACUUGAGGUGGAGACCUUUGCGCAUGCCCGGACACUGCUUUCCUCGCGAGGAAUCUGGGGCCUCUGCAGAGGCAGGACCAGGAUGUGACGUAAUAACCGCGCGCGGCGCCCGGAGCUCGGCGUUCCCGCAAGGUCGCUUUGCAGAGCGGGAGCGCGCUGAAGUAACUAGUCCGUAGUUCGAGGGUGCGCUGUGUCCUUUUGUGUUGGUACCAGCGGCGACAUGACGGGGUACACUCCGGAUGAGAAACUGCGGCUGCAGCAGCUGCGAGAGCUGAGAAGGCGAUGGCUGAAGGACCAGGAGCUGAGCCCUCGGGAGCCGGUGCUGCCCCCACAGAGGAUGGGGCCUAUGGAGAAAUUCUGGAAUAAAUUUUUGGAGAAUAAAUCCCCUUGGAGGAAAAUGGUCCAUGGGGUAUACCAAAAGAGUAUCUUUGUUUUCACUCAUAUACUUGUACCUGCCUGGAUUAUUCAUUAUUACAUGAAGUAUCAUGUGUCUGAAAAACCAUAUGGCAUAGUUGAAAGGAAGCCCAGAAUAUUCCCUGGUGAUAUAAUUCUGGAGACUGGAGAAGUAAUUCCACCAAUGAAAGAAUUUCCUGAUCAACAUCAUUAAAGAUUAUGUAAAAACUUAAAAGGCUUAUGAGCCUAAGUUUGUUCUAUAUUACCAUAUUUACUGAAUUUUCUGGAAAAGUAACUUUAAUAAAGUUUAAUCUCAGAAAUUGUCAUAUUUGUUUUCAAGCAUUGUACAAUUUGAGACUGAGUAAUUUAACAAUAAGUAAAAAGUGGACAUGCCAAACAAAUAUGAGAAACCACCUACUUUUUCUGGUCAUUCUUGACUUGGAAAACAGGAUAUGGAAAAGUAUUUAGUUAUAUGUUAGUCUUUUUUUUUCUUACACAGUAUUUACUCUAAUUUGGUAUCAGGGUAUGCAACAGUGAAAUAUCACAAUAAACAAAUAUAAGAA